Messenger RNA from Metarhizium acridum CQMa 102, 2076 nucleotides. RefSeq lists its product as uncharacterized. Gene Ontology annotation, cellular component: chromosome passenger complex; spindle microtubule; spindle midzone. Gene Ontology annotation, biological process: regulation of cytokinesis; mitotic spindle organization; protein phosphorylation. Gene Ontology annotation, molecular function: ATP binding; protein kinase activity. The record is from RefSeq and is a predicted model, not a curated record. NCBI's taxonomy places the organism in Eukaryota, Fungi, Ascomycota, Sordariomycetes, Hypocreales, Clavicipitaceae.
AUGCUCAAGGGGGAGAAAUAUGCCGGCGAAAAAGUAGAUGUUUGGAGUCUGGGAAUUAUAUUAUACGCGCUGCUGUGUGGGGAAUUGCCCUUUGACGACGACGACGACAACAUUACACGAACGAGAAUAUUGUCCGAGGAGCCAAAGUACCCUGAACAUCUUAGUCCCGAUGCCGUUUCCUUGCUCAAACUCCUCCUUUCAAAACGACCUCUACCUCGACCGUCAUUUCCUGAUAUCCUAGCACACCCCUUCCUUGCAGAACAUGCUCCUGCACAACAAGCAAUUCUCGAAAUCAAGGCACACCCCCCCUUUUCCACGGCAUUAGAAAAGGAUUGCCUGGAGCGUAUGCGAAGUGCUGGGGUCGAUAUUGAUGCGGUAAUCGAAAGUGUCUUGGCGCAAAAAUGCGAUGCAUUGGCCGGCUGGUGGACAUUACUAUUGGAGAAGGAGGAACGGAAGAUGUUGAGGAGGGAUCGAAAACGACAAGAAAAGGAGCUAGAGAGGGGCCUGCGAAGAUUAUCUGCCGCCUCGAGCAGACUUGACCGCAUGGCGCCAAUUUUGCAGGAUGUGGAUGAGGAUGCAGGCCUGACAAGCCAGUUUAUUAGACUCGGUGAACAUGGCUCCAGAAGAGGAAGGCCAGAACGAAGGAGCGCACAUUACCAUGGCGAUUUUACAGUGACAGACUUGCCAUUGCUUCCAGAGUCUGGCCGACCUCACAAUGACAUUCCGCCGACACCAAUUGACAAGGACUCAAUUCGGUCUGUGUCUACUUCACGGCACCGCCGACCCAUCCCACCACCAAAGGAGGGCGUGAUUCGCAGCGCCAGGUCCCGUGGAUCUACACUGCAUUUGGUAACAACUUCGGAUACGCUUGGCGUCAGAAGCAAUGGCAGUGCCGCGCAAAAUACCCAACAAAAUGGGCAGCAAAAGACGAAGAAGAAGCCCAGCCAAACUAUCAUUGCCCACUGGAAGAAUCUGUCACAUUGGUUUAUUGAAAAUGCGACGAAGCGGAGAAAGGGCCACGAAAGACGAACGAGUCGAAGUACGCCCAACUUGCAUCUAAAGGAUAGCUCUGGUAACAGCGGUGGCAGGGAUACCAGUCCAAGACCUCAGACAAGCAAGUACCCGACUACAAGUUCUGUUGAUAGCGGCCAUCCAACAGCAUCAUUGCCAAAGGGUGUCGUAGCGAAUGGCUUGACCAAAGGAGGGCCGGUCAAUGGCCAAGCCAAUAUUCCCACUAGAACUCCUUCGGGCUCAUCUGUCCCUCCAUCGGCUCACAUACAACCUCUCCGACCACGAGUAGCGAAUUCUUCAUCCUACAAGCGCCAGUCAUUGUCUCCCGCCCCUGUUACUCCUCGAUCUGCUAUGCGUCGAUCUUCUGCCGGCUUGCGAGGAAGAAAGUCCACUUCGUCAUCUGUCUCUUCCAUUCGAUCUAUGCACCACCACCGUCACUCGCAUUCCAAGGCUUCAUCGACUAGCUCAGCCGGUUCCGUCUCGACGUCGAAAACUCCUCUUGGACGCGGACAGUCUCCUCAUCAUUCCGUGAAGGUGUUGCCGGCUACACCGACGGCCAAUUCGUUCCCCUCCAACAUUCGUCUUGUUCGGGGGUCUCCAGCUCCGCCUCCGUUGCGUAUUUACGAUGAAGGAAUGCCGAGCGGGAACCAACAGCCGCCUCCUGGUUCGCCAAAUCCCUUUUCUUCCGGGGUGCUAUUUGCCAAGCGAAAGAGAAACAUAUUCAAGGGGCCGUCGUUGAACUUUGGCAGCGCUGGCCAUCACAUCAGCCGUAACGCAAGCUCAGGAUCCCAUUCGCGCAGCGGAAGCGGCUCAGCGCUAGGUCGGCGAUCGGGAGAAAUCACCAUUCAGGAAGAAGAUGAGGAGCAGCCGGUCGUCGAAGAGGACGAAGAAGAGGAGGAGGAUGAGUUUGAAGAAGUCGAGUCUUUCCAGCCCAUUGUCGGGAGACCAGGUGAGAUUAUCGAAGAGCAGAUUCUCGAAGACGAGCCGUUGCAGUUGGCCGAUGUCAAGAGUCCAACAGCCGAAAAUGCACCCACAACGGCAGCAGUAGACGCAGCCAAGUCGUAA